AUAUUACUUUGAAAGAGUGGAGAGUUUUAAAUAUCUCGGAGCAACAAUCACUGCAGAUAACGAUAUCGCGGAAGAGAUUUAAGAAAGAAUCCAGGCAGCAAACAGAUGUAUGUACACCCUCCAUAAUACUAUUAAAUCUAAAAGUCUAACACGAACAUCAAAUAUUAGAAUAUAUAAAACGGUGAUUAGACCGGUGCUCAUGUAUGACUUUGAGACGUGGACCCUGACUAAAGAAACUAAAAGAAAACUUUUAGAUAUUUUGAGAGGAGAAUCCUCAGAAGAAUCUUUGGGCCUUAUCACGACAUAUUUCAAGAGAUUAAAUCCCAACGUCUAAGAUGUUCAUAGACUCCCUAAUAACUGCCUUGCCAAGUUAAUAUGGGAGAAAGCCCCCACAUGAAGAAGGUCCUUAGGACGUCCACGAAUGCGAUGGAGAGACAAUAUAUGGUCAUAUCUAAUAACAAUGGGGCUACCCACUGACUCAACUAUUAUGGACGACCGGUCAAGAUGGAAGCAAGUUGUGCAGUCAGUCAAGACCUACCCUGGAUUGUAG
This is a messenger RNA of Diabrotica balteata, 550 nucleotides long. Lineage: Eukaryota; Metazoa; Arthropoda; Insecta; Coleoptera; Chrysomelidae. The record is from the annotation of a GenBank genome assembly.